Molecule: messenger RNA, 1855 nt
Organism: Brassicogethes aeneus
Lineage: Eukaryota; Metazoa; Arthropoda; Insecta; Coleoptera; Nitidulidae
Source: the annotation of a GenBank genome assembly
GCCCAUUCUUUUAAUUUGAUGAAAAAUCUGUAGGGUUUACCGUGGAUGUGUUUAAUUAUGUAUAUUAUUAAAGCUAGCUGACCGGAAUAUUUUUAAUUUUGAAUUAAUUAUUGUUAAAAUGGAUCCGGUUGCUUCUCAGGCUGGUCCUAGCACCGCUUCCGACCCAGAGACUGAGAAAAAAAUUCCUGAAGAACCACCACCGUUAAGUCCAAAUGCAUUAAAAUGUGCUGCUGCUGAUUGUUUAAAUAGUUGGAUUUGUUACUUACAAAUUCUCAAUAAUAUGUGUGCAGCUGGUCUGCGCCUAUCGCAAUCUUUGGCAGUGCUUGCUUCACACCAAAACACCACUCUUGCAGCGCAGUGCGCUCAGGGUUGGGAAGAACUAUCUCGAGCAACUUUUGUUGCCACCAACUCCGUAAAAACUCACAUUGCAGCAGCCGUUCAAGAUAUGAGCAUAGGUGAAACCUUUGCGGGAGAAGACGCCCAAAGACAAGUUGAGCACAAUCAACAAAUAAUCGCCGAAAACCUACUGACUUUCGUAAAUUUACAGUAUCAAUUCAGUAUUGCUGGAUGUGAAUGUUUUGGGUCUAUGGCUUUGUGUCCCUCCUGCAAUACAACACCAGGGGGAAUUCAUAACCCAGACUGCAGCAUGGGUAUGAUGCAACAAGUCUUUGCCAGACUGUAUGCCACUGAAUCGCGUUCUCAAAUGUCCAGUCCUCAUUUCGCCGGUGAACGCAGUUCCAUGGAUAGCCCAAAAAAUCAGGACGUUGCCAAAGAAACUGCACGACAGAGUCCUCUAGCGGAAGCCAGAGGAUCUUCUCCUUAUCAAGAACCGCCUCUUCGGGGACCUAGCCCUAUACACGGGUUUUCUGAGAGCAUGAGGGGACCUGGAGCAUUGGAAACAUUAAAAGGUCCUUUUCCUACUCCCGGCCAACUUUACACAAUGAAGAUGCCGUUUCCGGGGCGCGGUUCUCGCUCUCCGUUACAUUUUCCCUUAUUUCCGCUUAAUUGCCAGCGUAGAUGGUCGGAAGCGGCCGCUCCUGACGUCGGUGGUGAAUCCGGCGAUGGUCCUAUGCGCAGAUGGUCGAUGCCGUGGGACUGCGCAUGGGUCGAAGGUACCCAGUCUACCCAAAGGUACUUGCCAUCGAAGCUGGUGGUGCCGCCUACCGGUACCAAUCAGGAGAGGAGCAGGAGUACGACGCCAGAAGCAGCACCUUCUGCUCCAGCAGGUACAAUUUCCAGCGGCGACGGUCUUGCAGAAGCUAUACAACUUUUGUCGUGCCGACCGAUGCGACAAUCUAUUCCUCAGACUCCAGGUCACCCCCUUGCUGGAUUCAUGCCACCUUGGGCGGAAUCCCAUGAAGACCGAAUGCAUAGGAGGAUGUAUCCAGGACCGGCGUCUCAAAGAGGUAAUUGGCAAUCGAUAGAUGUCCCACACUCAAGCGGCAUGUCCGUUACCGAACAUUACGACAUAUUUCCGCCCGGCAUGCCGCUAACUUCAAGGAAAUCCAGUUCAUCGACUGACUCAUCUUCGUGUCUCUCGAUUCACAGUCGAUCCACGACGAGUUCAUCCGAACGAGGAUCGUGCAGCGAAGCAAGCGGCACCGAAGCUAUUAGGCUGCAUCAAAAUUUAUACUCCAUGUGGAGCGGUAGCGAGCAUCUGCCGUUCAUUAGACUUCCAGAGUCACAGGAACCUCAAGAUGACAGUGAUACCGAUGAUCCUCCCACUGAAAAAAGUGGUGGCGCUUCGCCAUUUCCCAAGCCGACUUGAACAUGUGCUCAGGUGACUACGCGUUUGUAAUCUAUUUCAGCAAAAACUAUAUUUUUUUCUAAAUUAUUUCAAUUAAAAGGAUUAAUA